AUGUUCGCCCAAGAAGAAUAUGAUCCAUCUGAGAGAGCGGCUCUGAUGGCGGUUUCCCUGAUAAGCUCUGCUCGGGUCAUACGUAAGCUGGACCGUGUGUACACUCCGUACUCGGCUCAGUAUCUGGUUGACUGCGCUGGACCCGAGAGGCAGGAAGAGAUUGCUCAACAACGCCCCAACAUGACAAUCCAAGACUGCCUUGAGUACUUGGUGGAGAUCGCUGCUCCCAAGUCCGAAUCCGAGCAGAGAGAGUUCGAUCAACGACUCCGCAUGCUGACUGUGAAAGACUGCUUGGACUGCGCCUUCAAAGAUGGGAUUCCGAAAAGCGAGCACUGGACACAUUUGGGGUGCGUGCACAAGCCUCCCCCGUUUGCUCGUCUCAUCCCUCGGGUUCCCAUGAAUGGACGAGUGGUCGAGGUCAGGACAUUGGAAGACGCGCUCAAGCUGUUGAAGCAGCAACCGGUUGGAGCAAAGCUGCACGUCUUCAGUCCCGAGAUUGAUCUUGUUGGAGAAGAGGGCCUCUACGAGGGUCCGUCAAGUCCUGGAUCACGCUAUGUUGGGCUCAGAGACGUGAUGAUAACUGGAAACGGGACGACGAAGAAGGGAGAAGCUUUUGCGGAGGUGAAGGUUUUGUACAAGAAGAGGGAGUUUUUCGUCAAAGUUUCUGCAACUCGUGUGUUGGCCUCGCUUAACGGUGACGACUCUCAGCUCACUGAGCCGACGGGUCUCCUCGUGGACUUCAUCGUCCCUCGCUUUGCCAACUAG
Thlaspi arvense is the source of this 765-nucleotide messenger RNA. NCBI's taxonomy places the organism in Eukaryota, Viridiplantae, Streptophyta, Magnoliopsida, Brassicales, Brassicaceae. The record is from the annotation of a GenBank genome assembly.